Messenger RNA from Arctia plantaginis, 2106 nucleotides. NCBI's taxonomy places the organism in Eukaryota, Metazoa, Arthropoda, Insecta, Lepidoptera, Erebidae. The record is from the annotation of a GenBank genome assembly.
AUGCCCUCGUGCUCUAUUAAAGAGUGUGGUGCAAGAAAAAACAAUAAUCAUCCUACAUUGACUCUUCACAGAUUUCCUGCCAGCCAAAUCCUUCCAAAAACCAUGCUUGACUCACAACCUACUUCAAGUGCAAUGGUUCAACAAGAAAGUUCAACAAGUUCACAAAAAGAAAAAAUAAAGAUUCUCACAGAAAAGUGUGAUAUUCUACAAAGAAAAGUUAGGAGUUUAAAUGAAAAGGUCCGGAGACGUGAUCAAAAGAUUGCACGAUGCUCUGAAAUCAUCAAGCAUCUUAAGGAAAAGAAAUUCAUCAACACCGAAGAGAGUCUCAUUUUGGAAGAAUGUGCAGGACCUGAAGAUUUUCUAACACGGCAAAUUUCAAAAUCUAGAGGUCUGCCUUUAGAAAAAAAGUAUUCAGAGGAAUUAAGGAAAUUUGCCCUUACACUUCAUUUUUACUCCCCCAAAGCGUACGAAUUUAUAAGAAAGAACUACAACACUUGUUUGCCACACACUCGCACAUUAAGCAAAUGGUACCAACAUAUAGAUGUUGAACCAGGCUUUACAAAAGAAGCUUUUGACACAUUAAAUAGAAAAGUCAAAGAAACAGUGCACCCUGUAAUUUGCGCCUUAACACUAGAUGAAAUGUCUAUUAGAAAAUGUUUAACCUGGAAUCCGAUGGCACAAAAAUUUUAUGGUCGUGUUGAUCUUGGUCAUGAUGUAAACAGUGAUAGUGUGGAAGAGGCCAGCCAAUGCUUGGUUUUAUUAUUAACAGCCAUAAAUGGUUCAUGGAAAUUACCAAUUGGAUAUUUUCUUAUCGUAUCGCUUACCGGGGAACAGAAGGCGACACUUGUUCGAACAGCAAUACAAUUGUGUCAAGUUGCUGGAGUAAAAGUCAUCAGUGUCACUUGUGAUGGUCUAGCUGGGAAUUUCAGCAUGUUUACAUCUUUAGGUUGUAAUGUUCUGAGGGAACAAACAUUGACCAAUUUUAAAAGCCACGAUAGUAUAGUCCAUAUAUUCAUUGACCCAUGCCAUGCUGUAAAAUUAGUGAGGAAUGCUUUUGGAGAAUUGAGAGUCUUCAUUGACCCAAUGGGUCGAGAAAUAAAUUACAAAUAUUUGGAGCUCCUUCUAGGUUUACAACAAGAGAAAGGUCUUCAUCUAGCUACUAAAAUUGGUAAAGCACAUAUUUUUUUUCAGAAACAAAAAAUGAAGGUGAAGCUCGCAACACAAUUAUUUAGCAGUUCCGUGGCAGAUGCCCUUGAAUUUUGCCGCAACCAAUUAAAAUUAAAAAUAUUUGAAGACUGCAGUGGAACUGUAAAUUUUAUAAACAUAAUGAACCACGUGUUUGAUGUACUCAAUAGCCACUCUAUUCGUCCACCUUGUUGGAAAAAAGCUAUGUGCCCUCAAAACAUUGGCUUUAUAAGAGCGCUGUUUGAAAGUACUAUUGAGUAUCUAAAGAGUUUGAAACUUAUUACGGGAGAGCUCUUAGUAGAGUCACGGCGAAAGACCGGAUUUAUUGGUUUGAUAAUAAAUAUGAAAAGUGCGUUAGCACUUUAUGAGCACUUGGUAGAGGAUACACAAAUACUUAAAUUCGUCCCACUGUACAAAAUUAGCCAGGACCAUCUGGAAUUAUUUUUCUCAGCUAUUAGAGCUAGAGGUGGCUUUAACAAUAACCCUAAUGCUGUACAAUUUCGCGCAGCAUACAAAAAACUUCUAAUAAGAGCUGAGAUAAGAGAGGGCGGAAUUGGUAACUGCAUUACUCUGGAGCAGAUAAAUAUACUCACAUGCUCAAGCAAAAACCCAGUUAAUGCAAUAAAUGAACUAUCGCAACAAACUGACUUCGUCGAAAUACCUGAAGAUGAUAGUGAUCUCUACAAUACAUACAUGGAGUAUUUAGAAAGUACGGACCUAGACGAAUACACACAAAGGGUGUUAGAAUAUAUUGCAGGUUUCGUGACGCGGAAGUUGUCUCAAACGAUAAAAUGUGUCACCUGUGUAUCACUAAUGUUAGGGGAUGAAAAUCCAGACAGCUUGAUUUACCAGAAGUCCCGAGGUGGUCUUCAGUAUGCGUCUGUUGCAGUUCCGAUACCAUGCAAAAAAGGUGACAGAUAA